Molecule: messenger RNA, 5147 nt
Organism: Venturia canescens
Lineage: Eukaryota; Metazoa; Arthropoda; Insecta; Hymenoptera; Ichneumonidae
Product: homeobox protein Nkx-2.4-like
Exons: 4
Coding region: 1214-2707 (497 amino acids)
Biological process (GO): regulation of transcription by RNA polymerase II; cell differentiation
Cellular component (GO): nucleus
Molecular function (GO): DNA-binding transcription factor activity, RNA polymerase II-specific; RNA polymerase II cis-regulatory region sequence-specific DNA binding
Source: RefSeq, a predicted model, not a curated record
ACGGGUUCGCGAGGAGGCUGUGUGGGGCCGCCCGGGCGAACGAGAGCGCGAGCGAGCUAGCGAACCCUGGUCGAGUGGGUCUAAGCGGCCGUGAGGACCUCUCCAGGAACCCAACAGUCCUCUCCAUUCAUUCAUCCAUCCAUCCAAGCCAUCCAUCCAUCUAUCCAUAGAACCGGGGCUGCUCUCCUCUCUCCCGGGGUCUCGCGAGAGAGUGUAUAUCCUCGACGAAGGUGGAGGCGAAGAGAGUAGAGUGGUACAUCUACCAUCGUCUCUACUAUCGGCAGAGUCCAAGGACUCGAAGACCCUCCGGGUGAUUUCAGUCGGCCGCCGGCCGGCUCUGCCGGCCACUCCUCAGCCCACGUGUUUCACCUUGUACUUUUUCACGGGAAUUCAUCGUAACAGGUAAAUCAUAGCGGCGCGUCGCGAGCCCGACCGCGGCCGACAAAGACCUGGUGAACGCGGCAGAUCGACCCCCGGAACUGGGAGCCCGACUCGCCCGAGCUCGACAAGUCACGCGAGAUAGCGUUCGCCGCGCCGGAAGUGCGUGAGAUAUGCGACCAACGCGUUCGAUCACCGAGCCUGCACUCGCGAGAGGCUCUUCGCCAAGGCAAGCUUCCUUACUCGAGUUACGGCGAAUAGUGAAACUGGGAUAACGAGCAGCAUGCGACUUUCUCCGAGGUGAAGGUGCGACGAAUUACUUGCGAGUUUAAAAGACCACGAGUGCCAAACGCCAGCUGUGUUUAACUCGUUGAUAAAACUUCGGAGUGCGCAGUGAGACGAAACCGGUGGAUUCUACGAUCGAUAUGAGUGAACAGGGAUAGUGCGAUGUCGAUAAAUGGGUGAUCUCGAACAGCCUUUCUUUUAUAGACCAUCAUCCGCAGAGUUCUCUAAACAAAGUCGAACAAGUGUAUCUUUGACUCGAAAUAAAUAAAUAAAAUAAACAAGGAUCAUCGAAAAAGUGAAGUUUUGUGACAGUGGAGACAGUGACAGCACAGUGAGAGAGCGAAUGCGAACCUCGCGUCAAUCACGAUUCGGCAACCUGGCGAGAAAUCGUUGAGGGGUGUGAAGGGAGGAGUGAAAAACGAGCGCGACCGCCGUGCUCGCAUCAGAGUUGUUGUAACCCAACAUUAUUUUCACCAAAGUUGAUACAAGCACCGCAAUCAUUCGUCGAAGCGUGAACCUGAAAUACUUCGACGAAGUCGAGGUAGCCGAAAUGAGCGGUGGUAGCGUCGGCGGUGGAAGCGGUGGCAGUCAGGGGAGUAACAACAAUGCUAAUACCUAUCAUCAGCAUCAACAGCAGCAGCAGCAGCAACAACAACAACAACAGCAACAGCAGCAACAUACUCAGCUCGAACAGGCUGGUUUGUUGCCUGAUUUAAACGGCGUUGAUCUGGCUAUGAGCUUGUCCCCAAAGCAUCACUCUUCUCACGUACAACCAGGAGCCGGUCCCCACACGACACCCUUCAGCGUCACGGAUAUUUUGUCGCCGAUCGAAGAAUCCUACAGGAAGUUGGAACUCGCUGCUGCCGCGGCUGCCGUAGGCGUUGGCGUCGGUGUCGUAACGCAUCCCCAAAGCUCGCCUUACACAAACGCCUGUGGCGCCAGGGUCGGCGGUAACACCGGUAGCUCGAGCGCGAGCAGCGGAAGUCCACCGCUACACGGAGGCUCCACUCCCGGUGGUAGCACACCAGGUCCCGUUACCGGCGCUAACGGCGGUACCGGCGCCGGUGGUGGAGGCGCGCCCGGCGGUGCCGGGAAUGUUGGAAGCAUGAGUGCCAUGGGGAACCCGUAUGCCACGAUGCAACUUACUUCGCAGUAUCAGUACUGUGCCGCUGAACUUUCUCCUUAUCAUCAUGCUGGCCCUGGAGUUGGCGGGGGCGCUAAUGCGAGCGAUCCCAUGCGAUCGCACGCCGUUUCGUCGCAUCAUCAUCCCUGGUAUGCGCCAGCACCACCCACGACCAAUGAUCCUCGUUUUGCCAGUUUUGCAGUCUCGCGGCUGAUGGGGGCCGCGGCGGGCGCCGGGACCAAUAUGGCCGGUUGUUCCGUCGGUCAGUCAAUGUCCGACGUUGGAAAGUCAUCGGGUAUGGGUGUCGGCGGCGGGAUAGGCGUCGGGGUUGGUAUGGGCGUCGGGGCGAUGCAAUUCCCGCUGGCACAGAGGCGAAAACGACGCGUGCUUUUCACCCAGGCUCAGGUCUACGAGCUCGAGAGGAGGUUUAAACAACAAAAAUAUCUGAGCGCACCGGAGCGCGAGCACCUGGCAUCGCUCAUCCAUCUGACGCCCACGCAGGUUAAAAUUUGGUUUCAAAAUCAUCGAUACAAGUGCAAGAGACAAGCGAAGGAGAAAGCCAUGGCCGAGCAAAACGCACAAAAUCAGAGCGCAAGUUCGCCGAGGCGCGUGGCAGUUCCGGUAUUAGUGAAGGAUGGAAAGCCCUGCGGGAGCGGGGGCGGUAACGAAGGUAGUCGAGGCGGUCCAAGCGCAGCGCUGGCGAGCCCAGCGCCCCACAUGACAGCGGCAUCGAGUCCGCACGGUUCUCACCACGCCGCAUCGGUUUCGCAUCAUUCGGUUGUCGGCGUGAGUCACGUAAUGUCCUCGAGCCAGAGCUUGCAGCAUUGUUCAUACGCGAGAGCCGGCGGUCAACAGGGUAUGCAACAACAGCAACAAGCGCAGUGCGGAGCUUACCUUCCGUUGCAGGGUAGGGCUUGGUAGUGCGCGCCAUCCGCGGCGGGGGCCGCGGCCUACGCCAAUUCCUCCGUCACAGGCCCAUGGGCCCUCGCCGCGGAUCCGGCUGCGUGGUACGCAAUACCUGACGACAGUCCAUGAACCUCCGGGUCACUGCCAACGUACCGAACGAACUAAUGACCUUUGUACAGAGUGGCACCGAAUUAAAAGGCUCUCGUGAGCCGAUGCGAUUCGCAACCGAACGAUCACUUAUUUGAGGAGUCAAUCUUGCAGCCGAAAUCGAGUUGCGCGCGAGAAAUCGGGAUUUGUGCAUCGUCUAAUUUCCUGGCGAGACAAAUUAAUCGAGUGGCCAGAAAGAGAAAACCGACGGGAAAAAUUGUCCGAACGUUUUGAUCGAGUUUUAACGAAACAACGGCACCGCAAUCUCCUUUCGUUUGCGCAUUCGGCGCUCGUAAGAGCGAAGAAGUAAUCGCGAAGAAAAGACGAAGGAAUUGCAGAAAAGAGGAGAGAGAUCCGAACGAGCUAGAAGAUCGAUAUGGGUCCGUUUUUUAAUGCAAUUCAUGAAAAAGCGAUUGAACAUUAAACGAGAAUCCAACGACGAGAAAGCCUAGAUUGACAGACAUUCGAAUUCAACGUAACGAGAAAAACUGCGAAUAGAAUUCACACACCUUGAGUCGAAUCGCGUUAUCGGAUUAUCUUUUAUAAUAAACUGCACACAGGAUCCUGAAAACGAGUUUUAAGCUCCCAACAAUGAUCGAAAUAAUGAUACGAAACCUUUAUCGAUUAGUCUAAAAUAACGAUUCUAGCAUUUCGACUCAUAUAAAUUGUGCCUUAUUAAAAUGAAAUCUUAAUAAGACGCGCGAUGAUUUUUCUCCGCUCUUUUAGCACGAGGCUCUUCUCCAAAGUUCGUUCCAAUAAAAGUAGGCUUCGAAUUGACAAAUAAAACUGUCGCGAAGUUAGUCAAAUGUAGCUGAACCGUUGGAAAGGAGAAAAAAUCGAAACGCGAUCGACAGAGAAGCGUCGCGCGUAAUUCGAUAGCACGAGGAUAAUCACAGGAAAUUGGAAUUUGUCAAGUGUCGCGGGAUCGAGAUUACAUUCGAGUAGUCGGCGAACGUUCGACUCUUCGCGACAAUUUAACGGAGUGUCUGUUCGAAUAUUCGCUACAUAUAACUACCGCGAUCGCGCUUCAUCACCGUGACAAAAAGAGCGCGAUAAUUGGGCUCACCUUUGUCAAAGGUUAUCCGCGCGUUCAUCUCGCUGCAGCUGAGAGUUUCGAAUUCACGAGAGGAACUCAACGCUUCGCCGUUAACAUCCAACGUUUCAUUGCGCAAAUGGUAACCGUAUAUCGUGUCGAAAUAGCACGAGCGUGGUCAACGAUUCUGCAAACGAGAGACUCGAGAACGCAGACGCGACGCCGCGUGCAGUGUUUUGUUAUACAAAGUGUACGAAACACGCUCUCGCUCUGACGCAUGAGGAAGAGUUUUCUCUCUUCACACGGUGAAAAAACGUCCCCGUAUUUGAGAGUAUUUUUCGUUCGAAACGAUGAACAAAAAGUAACGAAAAGUGUUUGAAAAAACGUGCAAAAAGUUGCAUCCUUCCGGAUCGUUUUUUAUUUUUAUUUUUAUUUUUUUUUAUAGAUUUUUCAAAGUGCCUCGCUCCGUCGAAUUUCACGGAGGAUACUGAGACAACGAAAAACGAAUGCGACGAGUCGAUGAAAUAAAAAGCUGCGAGCGAAUCGCGUGAUUCUUGAAAUUGGAAAACUUUCUUCUCCGCGAGUUCGUUUUUCGCGUCUCAGGGAUUCGCGGACGAGGCACGCGCACUGUGAAAUCGCACAUGCCCAAACAAUUAGGAUGACGAUGUAACGAAUUAACCCGAUUUGUGACUUGUGUAAAUAUUGUGAUACUCGUCGUUUUUGGACUCGAAGGGAUAAAUAAGUAGCGAGGUUAUUCAAAUAGCAGAGGAAACGACGAGGAUCGAUGCGACGGACACGGAGACGACGAAUCAAUCGUCGUAAAGAUUUUGAUAAAGAGUCGCGUUAUGUGUACGCUGUAUAACGUUUAGAGAGAAUGAGCAUUAUUGAUAUUGGUAUAAUGAAUUUAAAGACGACACGACGAGAUUCGAGAAGAAAUAACACGACGCGAAAACACGAAACACUCACACCCACACACGACGCACACACACACGGUCACACUGACAUCGAGACACGCGCGGGUGGACACGCCGUUACAAGAAAUAAUAAAAAUGGCAAGAAAAGAAGUGAAGAAAAUAUUGACACAGCGAGAACGAUGAGAGAACGUUUGAGAAUAUUGUAUUGUGGUUUGAACGGUUGUAGAUUUUAGUGAGAACGAAUGGAAUGUGAAAUAAGAUAAAACGAUUAUAAGAAUAAAAUCGACAAAAAUUAGAGAUUAUUAUAAAGUUUUGUAAAUAACGGAAAGAGAAUAUUAAUAAAAUAAUACUAAUGCACCUA